Messenger RNA from Cydia strobilella, 7761 nucleotides. RefSeq names its product WASH complex subunit 1-like. The transcript has 6 exons. Gene Ontology annotation, biological process: Arp2/3 complex-mediated actin nucleation; retrograde transport, endosome to Golgi; exocytosis. Lineage: Eukaryota; Metazoa; Arthropoda; Insecta; Lepidoptera; Tortricidae. The record is from RefSeq and is a predicted model, not a curated record. Bases 170 to 1522 code for a protein of 450 amino acids. Gene Ontology annotation, molecular function: alpha-tubulin binding; actin binding; gamma-tubulin binding. Gene Ontology annotation, cellular component: recycling endosome; WASH complex; early endosome.
GAUCGAACUGUAGAUAUUAUUGAAUGUGCUAUAGGAUUAUUGAACAUUGUCCGUUAAAAAAAUCUAGUUGUGUUGUAUAGUGAUAAUUGUCGUGCCUUAUUAAUUUAUUUUAGAGUUUAAAAAAAGGAGAUUACAUAGUCGAUUAGCUUAGUUGGCUUUUUUAGUUAAAAUGGAGGGCUUAUAUAAAAUAAAUUUGGUACCGUGCGAUCUGAGUACAGAAGAAACGAUACUGCAAAUAGCAGACACCCUUGACAAUCUGAACGGGAUAGUCGAAGAUGUGUUCGCGCGUCUGAAUCUCAGAAUAGAACAGAAUAAAGAAAAAGCGCUGAAGCUUUCGCAGAGAGUAGAAUCAUCAAAAGCUAAGGUUGAGAAAUUGACGGGCAUUCAGACGGCGAUCAAAGUGUUCUCGAGCGCCAAGUAUCCCGCGUCAAUCACGCAUGAACACUACCAAUCCAUAUUUGACCUAAACGGAUACAAGCAUAAGCCUCAAAAGGUUACUCUGAGCAGGAAAUCUCAGGGGAUGGCCAAUGACAAACAAGUCCAGGAAAGGCUCCACUUCUUUCACGUCAAAGUGGGUAAGCCUAAAAACCCUGAACCGAAACCGAAUUUCGAUUUGAAAAGCGUAGUCGAUACUUUAUCUACCGUGGGCGAGUUACUCGUCUUCAACACAGAUGAGAGCCCCUACCUCGGCAGUAAAACCAAGGCACCGGCAUACGUGCCGAAUGUUGCCAGUGCCGAUAAUAGCAGUUGGUUGGAAGAAGCGCCUUCCUCUAUCAUGAAAAGAGAGCACUUGAAGAGAGAAAUCGAUGAAUACAUGUACGCGCCCGGAAUGGGGAUGGUCCCUGAACUGGAAAUGCCAACAGAUCUACCGGAUCUACCGGGCAUAGCCGGCGAUGUCCAAUUCUCGAUAGCCCAAGACGGCUCCAUAGCACCUUCCGCCGUUACCUCCCCUGUGGCGCCCGUUAAAGAAAUAAUAAAUCCUGAUCUACCAGAUCUAGCUGAUCUACCGGAUGUGAAAGAUUUGCCUGACAUAAAGGAUCUGCCGGAUAUAAAAGAUUUACCUGAUGUGGAUCUACCGGAUGUGUCAGUGCCUAAUGUGCCGGCGGUGAAGUUGGGUGCGAGAGACUUGCCGCCUCCGCCUCCGCCGCCUCCUCCGCCGCCGCCGAUGGAGCCGCUGACACCGAAGGAGACUCCUAGCAAACGGUCUGAAGCCAGAGAAGCCCCUGCUCCAACUGGGGACGCCCACUCGAAUCUGAUGGCCGCUAUACGACAGGCCGGAGGCGCUGGUCGAGCCAAGCUGCGGCCGGCUGCUUCUGCCACUACUUCCAAGUUGAUGUUGUUACAGCCUGCAUCCGGCGGCGACCUGAUGGCCGACCUCCACGCCAAGCUCUCCAUGCGCCGACGCGGCAUCUCCGGCGCCGAGCGGCACGGGGGCUCCGUGCUCCACACGCUGGCCAGCGUCAUCCCUGAGCCCGGCGAGUCCACGCCGCAGGCCUCUUCCAGUGGUGACGAAUGGGAGUAAGACAACAAUAGUUACAGCUCCAGGGGGGUUUGCUCGUGUACACGCUGGCUAGAAACUGCUGCGCAAGCGAUAUGAAAGUUCUGUCGUCGAAAUCCAACGAGUCAACACAGCAGGCCUCCAGCGGUCAUGAGUGGAACGAGCGAUACUAUAGCUUUGUCACCAAAUCCUUACCUCUUAUGCUUGGCUUAUGCUACACUACGGGUAGUAAGGAUCAAUGGCACCCGCAGUUCUAUCAAAAUUAAUUUACCUAAGAAUUUAUGUGACACACUCGAAUAGGUUCAAUCAUCGUAGGUUGAAUCUUUCAGUCUUUCUGGUUUAGUGUUUUCCAAUUGUCAAUAACAACUUCAGAUCGAUAGCUGCCAUGAGAUUUGUACUACGAUGUAGAGUCUGACAAUGUUGUCACAGGCAUUCAGCGCCUCUGGCGCCUACUUUUAUAAACGGCGUGGUUCAUUUAAAGUUUUUUGACACGUUCGCUCCCAAAUUGCGACACCAUGCGUGCGUUUUGAUGAGUUGCGUAUUUCUAAACACUCCGGCGCUGAAAUUAAAUCUGCAUAUCAUUCUUCAAAAAAGAUUCUGUCAGUUAUUUACUUAUUUAUCAAAAGUCGUAAUUUUUUUACGUCGUAAUCAAAAAUCAAAUCGUUGCAAAUCAAAAGUCGUAAUAUUUGAUACGUUAUCAUUGAAUUUCACGCGUGUUCGUGGCAUUAAUACAGGCAAUUUUAAGUGAAAUGAUAAAUUACACAUUUAACUAUUUAUCUAUCAUAACGCUUCAAGGAAAACGAUUAAAUUGUCUGUUUAUUAUAGACCUAAUAUGGCCCAUAUAAGUAUAAAUCAACCCGCAAGAAUAAGUAUUUGUAUUGUUUAUGUAAAAAACCAUUAAAAGUGGUCAAUAGGAGCUUUGGAAAGCAAAAUCUAUCUCUGGUGCUAAUAUCUCAUGCAAAAUUGAUCUUGUAUCAUCUACUAAAUCAAAUUAUUUUGAUUGUGUGUGGAUUGUGUAUUCAGUAUUUUUUUUGGAUUCGCGGAAAAUAGCGGUCAUAUACAUCGGUCAUAUACAAAUAUUGUAUACAAUUGAAUUCUAAAUAGUAUUUGCGUAAACCUCACACAGGCCCGAGGCCACGCAUCAGCUCUGCAAACAUUCAAAAUUUCCGCUGCGCUUCUGUAGUUGCCCGGUGGAUACCCGGCUAUUAGAAGUUCUAACCAAUUUCUCCGCUUAAUUUACUUUAUAGGAUUUUCCUGCUGUCAUACAUAGUCUACUCUCAUAGUUACGCGAGUGCGAGUAAUUAAGUUUUAAGCGCCAGUGUAACGUGACCCCGAUAUCCUUGACAACUUUAAGAGCACCGAGGAAUGACACACCACAUGUUUUUACUAUCGGAUACCAGUAUGCCUUGUUACGUAUCUCGGGGACCCGCAUACACUCGCUUAUUUACUUCGUAGAUCACUAAGAUGACGCAGAAAUCUAUCUUGUGACGUGUAAAGAUUACAAUCAAUCAUGAGACAUAAUUGAAUCAAGUGAUUGCUAGUACUUGUUACAUAUUCAAAGGACCUCUCCAUCGCGUUCUUUGUAACACGAAGACUAACUGAAACUACAUAUUUAUUUCCACUCCGUUCCACGUCAGUACAUUCGCAAAAGCGACUAUAAUUUUAUGAAUUGACGCAAGCUUUAUUGAGUAUUUUUCAUGAUAUACUGAGAAACGUGUGUAACGUAAUGAGCUGGUUCAAUAACUAAUUUUUUUUUUUCAAGAUAUAAAUAAGGUCGCUGGGAUAAACGUCGUGAAAUAGAAUUUCCAAUAGUUAGAACCAUUUCCCGUCAGAUUUACUGGUUUAUGAUGUUUGUAUCGCCUUUAUGGUUUAUUAUUUAAAUAAUGUUUAAAUAUUAGUAAGUUCAUAAUGUUCAUAUUGAGACUAUAAGGACGUUGCUAACAUACAAAACCAAUCGUUGAUCAAUCGUGUGAAUGAAUCAUCGGGUAUAAGGUCAAAUAAUUUGAUUUCUGACCCACACCUUUGCACAGUGACAAAGUGACUGAGUGACAAUAACAGUAUAAGAUUCAUAGUGGCUUUCAUAUUGAUUGCCACUGUGACGGCGUACGAAGUGUCACAAAAAUCAAAUUCCGACUGUACGUUAAUACGGUAGAGAAAGUGGAUAUAUUUGAAGCUAUCCAAUAUAGCUAUUACUAUCAAAAAGAGCUUUGUGUUAUCAAUGUUCUCAUACAAGCCCUCACAUUCCUGAUUUGGUACCGGUGCAGCGCAGUGGUGACGUCUAUUUACUCAUGAACGCGUCACUGACCAAACAUCGCGCUCGUGCGUGUUCCUUCUAACUGAUACCGUGUAUUUGUUUUUGUUUAAAGCUAAAUUUAAACGGGUGGAGUGGAGGGUUAUUCUGGCAUCCAUCGGGAACGUUUUUUUUAGACUUCAGAGUUGAGUUCAACCCGUAAAAACGAAUUAACUAAAAAUAAACUCCCAACGAUAAUCCAAAACUCAUCAUCGCGCUCAGUUGGUUGCCAGUUUUUUCACCAAACCCUAUAAAACAAGCGUGUAGGGAUCGCGGUGCUAUUAUUAUUACCAAAUUAAUUUCUCCAGGGCUCUCCAAACUACAGCCUGUGAGCCGAAACAAUUUAGUCCACGAAAGGAGACAAAACAAUUAAUUCCGGCCCUCGAAAAACUACUACCUAACUCUAUAAAAACCGGCCUGCAAAAACGAAGUCUUGUUGUGGCCCUUACGUCAUAAAGUUUGGAAACCCCUGCUUAACUUUAACUAGACCAGAGCCAGUUCUGCUCUACUUCGGUCUUAUUACAUAUUUCCUAUCUGUAUCUACCCUGUUUUGCCGUAACAGGGCAGGAUUUAAGUUUGACUUAGAGAUUUGUAACUACUGUGUUAAUUUAAUAUCGGAGAUCUACUUAUACAGCGUUAUCAGAGCGAUCGGGAACAACUGGUUUCCCGUAUAAAAGGUGGCAACGACGCGAGUUUUACAUCACCAUAACGCAGGAUUAAGGAACGUAUAAGAGUACAAUUUUAUACAAACGUUUUUGAGACUACGCCACUCGACAGCCGCGCAUGUUUGCGUGCUCUUAGUUGCUCGUUUCACGAAGCUAUACACGUUACAAUUUUAUAAUUCUGAUCGGGUAGCAGCAAAAAAAACUUUUGUUGAAUCGGCUCCAUCCGUGGUCAGCGUUGCCGUUUAGCUUGUAAAAUUGUCGCCCGUGUAUGUACAUGAAAAAUCUUCAGAGAAAAUGCAGUCUCAUACCACUUUAGAAAUGUGUAUCAAACCAUAACUUAAGUGCGGGGUCGCCAAAAAAAUACAGCAUUUAAAGACGGCGUCAAAAUUGACCAAUUACUACGUUCUUUAUUUACACCACGUUCGUAUUAACUCGUUACUCUGUUUCGUUCGUUUACUCCCUUGCCUUUCCCCGCGUUAAUGCAAGUAUAAUGGCGUGGCGUAAGCUUCCUCGAAGGUGCGCGCGCACAUAAAUCCGCCCAGCUGAUAUCGGAAAAGGCUCCGCAUUAGAAUAAUCACAUUUCUCACUAAGGGGCUAUCUCUUUUUUAAUUCCGAGAAGGGACGCGAACUAUCGCGGCGGCGGACGAUUAGUGAUUACAUACAAAAACCAAGGUUUUUUUUUAGUUAAAGACUCGUAAACAACAUAGACUUGACGUUGAGCCAAUUGCCUCAAUACGUAAGUACAGCUUAAAGUGCUACAAGGCAAGAGUGAAAAAGCUGAUAGUUACAUUUUCGGCUCGGCAAUUUCCAUCCUAUCGGGGGAAAUUAGAAUGAGUCGCAAUUGAUAUUCGGUUUGUAAUUCAAAUAACUCUUUAGUGCCUUAUCGCUGUUGUGAGCGUUGUGGAUGGUGCGUUCCCAAAUCGGUAAAAAUAUACAAUAUUAUGUAUACUUCGCCAUUUAUUCUGCUGAAUAAAUGUAUGAGUUUCUAUUUCAUUAGUUAGCUAGCAAAUGGAAGUUGUCAAACCGCUAUCGAAUUACAAGGAUACCUCGCUCAGUGACGCCAUUUGCAACAGUGGUAUUGACGCUGCUGUGGAGAGAUUGGCAGUCUAUUUUAUACAUGUCUUUUUUUUAUAAAUUUACUACACAGCUCAAUACGUAUUUUGUCCACGAUUAUAGUUAAUGUGAAUGUUUUAAGUGCCUACGCUAAUUCCGAGUAAGGUUAACGAGGGGAUCUGAGAAGUUGACUUCAUUAUAAUUUAUACAUACAUAAUUGCGAAAAUAUACUUUGUCUUCGCAAUUUUUAUCGGUGCGCUAAUUCUUACUUUUAUUUUAUUAAUUCCAACAAAACAUACUUUACAAAAAUUGCCAUUAUAUAGAUAUAUAUAUAUAAAUUUGAAGAACCAUCUUAAUGUAGGUAUAAAUAGAUCUGCUAAAUUAAUUUUGAAUAUACCUAUAUUUUGUACUUGUACUUGGAUGGAAAUACUGUAGAAGGGAAUGAAUCCUUUAAUACAUAGGUUGUUUGUUUACCAGUAAGCUGUGAGCUGUGAGUCAUAAACAUGUAUGUAUACAUAUUUUCAUCUUGUUUAAAUAACAUAAAUAAAGGUAGACAAUGUAUAGGUAUAUGUUAAGUUUAUGACUGACAACCACUAUGUUUAUGUACGAGUAUACUCGUAUGUAUGACGGGUUUAAUACUACGACGGCUAUAAACCCUAUAAUUACGCCGGCCGCGUUGCUUGCAUUUUGUUAUAAAUAUAUAAUUAUAAAUUAAUUUAAUCAAUUAUUAAAGUCCGGUGCAGUCUAUUUACAAAGUAGUUCACGGUCUUAAGUUAAAGCCUUAUAAAUCUAUUUCUAAGUUUCUAACAAACUUAUUGACAUUAGAUUCUUUAUUUAUCACUACUUAUAUUAGGAAAUAUCUAGGAAUGACGCUAUAGGUACAUACUCUUAACUUUAUCAUUAACUUUACCACAAGAUUUGGGUUAGGUAUUUAGGUAAAUGAAUUACUUGAAUAUGGCCACCCACUUAUGCAAAUGAUAUUUUUAAAUUUUCGCCAAAACGGACGCUGUGCCGCUUUUCGGAAUCCAAGGGAAACCAGUUAAAUAACAGUUACAUCCUGCUGGGAUUCCGAGAAAUCGAUGUUAGAUAUAAUACGCGAAUCGUACACAUCUUUAUAUGCUGACAUAACAGUUCUUUAAGUAUUUAAACCACAGAAUUCGCAAUGAGGUUAAAAACCCAUAGAUUAUAUAAAAUACCAGUUGUCAGGAACCGAAAAGUCUGUGCUUUAUGUUUCUUUGGAUUUGGCAUACUCGUAUCCUCGUAUCGUAUCUAACGACAUGUUUUUAUAUAAACGAUUGCAGGGCCAUUUGCGUUAUUUCAUCAAUAAUGCUCAUGGAGUGAAGAUCCGCUAAAAUAUAAUAACAAUAGUUCGAGAAACCUGUAAUGGUAAACUACUCGUAGAAUUAGUAGAAUUGAUAAAGUAAACUUUAGUUUGGAUUUAGAGGUUAAUUUUCGUGUAGCAAGCGAGCACGGAUUAAUGAUCAAACAGGAAAUCUAAUUACAAUAAUAACCUGUAGUCCUGUACCUAUAAGCAUACAAACUAACUCCAUUUUGUACUUUGUCACAGUCAGUUGGGAGACACUCCUCCUUUCGGGCAAACUUGGCUCCAUUCGGCUCAGCAUUGCUCUGAGCAAUUAUUAGGGUUGGCACAGCUUGGAGUCCCUUUGCGUGCACGACCACAGAUAAGAUAAUGACUUAAAUUUUGACGACCCUAAAUAGCCGAAAGGGAUCGUGCCAUACAUUAGAAAGAGACGACAUCAUGAUUCGACCCUGAUGUCAAACUUCGGGAUUGUAGGAAGUGUCCUUUCUGUACGGUAGUACUUUUACUUAUUCUGUGUCACAAUGACAAUAGUGUAGUGUCAUACAGUUACAUUUGACGGUGUAUGUAUGUAACAUAGUAUUUGAAAACAAAAUUAACAAUGAAAUAGUUUUCAAAUAUAGUAUCGGCACGUAGUUACGAGUCUUUACUUGAGUUUAUUAUGGUAAUUUGCUAUUUUGCUCUACGUUCUAAAACUAGAAAACAUCAAAGAAUUUAAAACUGCAUUGUAUACCUUUUUAGCCUCUAAGGCAUAUUUAUACUAUUCAAGAAUAUCUCAAUGAUAUAAAUUUGUAAUAGAGUAGGUAUAAGUAAUUUAAGCAUGCGAUACACAUGACAUUUUAAAUAUUUGCAUGGUUUUGUGACAAAACAUGUAGUUCUUUUUUAAAUAUGCAUGGCCUUCUGUACCAUGUUUUAGCAAACAAAUAUCUGAUUCUGA